AAUUUGGAUUAUUCUAUGGAUGAAGUCAAUUUGAGGAACUUCCUACUGAAUCAAUUGAAACCGAUAACACCAGUGGUGUCGCUCACAUUCGAAGGUAGUUCCUAUGCCAAAGUUACUGUACCAGAUUUAUAUUUUGCCAAGCAGGUGGUCUCCAAUUUACACCGUAAGAAAAUCGGACACAAACGAAUGUUGGUCUCCUAUACCAGGGAUUCAUCACUGACUGAAAUCAAUACACUGAGAUGUCAAGUAGCCGGUCUACUGAAGGAUGUGCCAUGCUACACCCUACCCAUGUACAAGUUCCGCGAACUAUUUCAAUCACGUUUCAAAACAUCUAUAAGCGUAUUGGACCUGUACAAAAUGCAAGAUAUUUGCAUUAUUAACUCAGACAACAACGAGGAAAAGUUUAUUACUCUGCAUCCCGAUUUGGUCAAUUCCUUGGAGAGCUCACCCCUAAUGGAGGGUUUGCAACACAGUGUUCCCUACUGUACAAUACACUUUAAGAGGGAGCAGCAUAAGGGAUGGGCCGAACAAGAAAUCGAACCAUUACCCAAUGUUUUCAUGACCAUCUCCGAGAUUCAACAAAUCAUUCAUCCACUUUUGAAAAAUCACACUGGAGAUAUACCCGUGGCCUCCUUGGUGCACUGCAUAGAAGGUCAAUUAAAAAUUCAAAUCACACCGAACGAUAACGGCGUGAAUUUGGAACAUUUGGUGUGUUGCGUCCAAGGCAUACAAAUCACGGUCAACAAUUUUGGCAUAAAAAUACUAGGGUGGCUUGAAUUGAAUAAAGACAACAACGGCCAGUCAUCAAACUCGAAUAGUGAACGAUCGAAUCUCUAUUCGAAGAAUUCUAUAUCGGACCCGUUGUAUCAGAUUUCUCGCGAAGUCAUCGAACUUGUUAAAAUGUCUCCCAAGGCCACAAUGAAAUUCAAUCGUUUCAUACCGGCCUACCACAAUCAUUUCGGCAAGCAAUGUCGAGUUGCCGAUUACGGUUACACCAAAUUGAUAGAACUUUUCGAGGCAUUAUCUUCGGUGGUGCAAAUUAUGGGAGAUGGAGAAAAUCGUCAAAUCACCCUGACCCAUCGAACACAAAUACGACGCUUCACAUCGGAUUUGCUAAGGGUUUUGAGGGCCCAUGGCAAUAAGUCGGUUUUACUGUCACAAUUGCCAAACAUUUUUGCCCAAACUCAAAAUCGAACAUUCGAUGUUACUGACUAUGGCGUCUGUGACAUUGUGGAUAUUUUAGAUGGUUUGGUCAAUUCAAAUAUUGUAGUUGUAUCCACGGUGCAGAAUGGUAAAGAUAUUUUAAUAUCCAUACCGAAGCGUAAACAAACAACAAACGAAUUGGAAAAGACCUGUAUUUUUGCUGGUGAAAUUGUGGAACUCUUCAGUAAUGCACCGCAGUAUACGAUCCUCUUUCAGAAAUUUGUUCGUUCAUAUCACUACCAUUUCGGCUACCAAUGUCGAUUGAGUGAUUAUGGGUUUCAAAAGCUUGCCGAUCUAAUGGAGGCUGUACAUGGAGUCGUGGAAAUGGAGCUAACCAACGAUGAGGAUAAGAAAAUUUAUCUGACAGCAAAGGUGGCUCGUAGAAUAUUUGCCGAGCAAUGUGAAGAACUUAUUGCGGCUACCACAGGCUCUGGAAAAACUUGCAUGAAAUGGGAGGACGUUGUAAAACUGCACAAGAAGAAAUAUGGUUAUCAAAUACAGGCUCAAACAUUGGGAGUCAAGGAUAUUAAACAGGCUUUAGACCUAUUGCCAUAUGUGGAGACAUUCGAAAAGGAAGACUCUACGUGGAUGAUAUGCCACAAAGGUGACAAUGUCUUUCGUACAUUAUGUUACAGGGCCAGUAAGUACUUAUUAUCGCAUGAAGCCGAAAUGUUUGAACAAAAAGAUUCCAAGGAACACGAAAUCUUUAAGAAUCUUCUAACAUUGAGUGAUUUCAUAAAGAAUUUCAACGAAAAGAACAAGGAAUCAAUAACUGAGACUACAGUCAAAGCCAUGAAACAUGCCAUUGAGAUUGUUAUCGAAAAUGAUAGUAAAUUUGUAAGAAUCUCUGGUUUGAUGCAUUUCCUCAUGAACAUAAUUCGUCUGCUGGAACAGCGUGCACCAAUGCUAUUGUUGGAAAUAAAAAAUGCUUUGGACAGUACGAUAAGCACCACCUUCGAAUUUGGCUAUCCCAAUUUAUAUUCGGUUAUUUCAACACAUUCGGAUAUAUUUUAUAUAAAUUUAGGUGUGACUCUGGAACGUUCUGAAGUCGGUCUCGUGGGUAACAAUGAAUUGCGUUUAACUUCAUACGCCAAUCACAAGCAUUUAUUUGGUUCGUUGAAAUUGCCUUUCAGCAAACAAAAGACUUUGCGUACAUCCACAAGGCCACCGUUAGGCGAAAACAACAUUCGCGGAAACACAGCUAACUCUAACCAAGAACCACCCGCUAAAACUCGAGCCAUGUCCUCGGACAGUAGUUAUAAUUCCUCAUCCAGCUAUCGCUCCCACAACUCGUCGUCAUAUUAUCAGCAAACAUCAAGGGUAUCAACAACAUCGGCCUCUUAUUGCCCAAAACCAUAUUCGACUGGAAGUAAUUCCUUUAACAACAUAAGCGGCAGUUCCUCCAUUUACUCAACUGCUUCGCAGAAUUCCCACAUAAUGAAUACUUCCGUUUCCAAUAUAUCCAGCAACAAGGAGAAUUCGUUCAACUCUUCAUUUAUGUUCAACAACUCAUUUAAUACAUCCUCCAAUACAUCUGGAUCGUACUGUGACCUUAAUGCAAGCAUGAAUAGUCUGGUCAAUCCAAUGGGUUGUCUACCACAACCACCGCCACCCUUGCACAUUGCAAAUUCUAUGCAUUUAAAUGCACCAGUACCCUCGGUGUAUCCUACUUCUAAGCUGUGGGAUCGUCGACAAGGAAAUAACUAUUACCAGCAGCAACAGCAGCCUCUUUUGAAUAACAGCAAUUUAAGUGGAACGGUUUUGACUCCACUGAUAAUGCCGCCACCACAGCCAACACAAAAUCUAACAAUGCCAAAUCAAAAUGCUAUCGGCCCAGUAACGGCAGAAGCCUCAGCAGGUCUAUAUGAGCUGGUAAACAAUAUACAAAUGUGUCCCAUUUUAUAUGAGCCGCCAAAACCAGAUACCCCUCCAUCAGAGAACAUGCCUUUUUGGAUUGAUCCUAUUUGGACAAAUAACAAUAGCAACGAAAAAACUAAAGAUGAUUUGCUCAAUAUACGUCUACCGGAACUUAAAGCUCUAAACGUUUUGCCUAUGUUAUUAUCGCCAUACAGCCUAUCGAAAACCGAAAACAUGAAACAAGUUUUCAACUUCGAUUCUCAUGAUAGAAAAAUUGCCUAAUUUAUUUACAUUUACUAUUUCAAACAUAAUUUAAUAUAAU
Musca vetustissima is the source of this 3382-nucleotide messenger RNA. It is a transcript of the gene Marf1, whose product is annotated as meiosis regulator and mRNA stability factor 1. The record is from RefSeq and is a predicted model, not a curated record. NCBI's taxonomy places the organism in Eukaryota, Metazoa, Arthropoda, Insecta, Diptera, Muscidae. Bases 16 to 3342 code for a protein of 1108 amino acids. The transcript is spliced from 9 exons.